Messenger RNA from Gregarina niphandrodes, 1731 nucleotides. RefSeq lists its product as hypothetical. The transcript has a single exon. The record is from RefSeq and is a predicted model, not a curated record. Bases 1 to 1731 code for a protein of 576 amino acids. NCBI's taxonomy places the organism in Eukaryota, Apicomplexa, Conoidasida, Eugregarinorida, Gregarinidae.
AUGGUGUAUGCCGUGGCCGCUGCCCCAGAAGGUGUUUUUGAGGCGUUGGAAGGAACGAAUGAUUCGGAUAGUUCCGACGGGUUCGAGUCCAUUCCACUGGUGCUGCGCCAGAACUUCGAUUGGUUCAAAAGAUUCGACCGACUGAAGAUCUACCCGCCGGGCGAUCGCUUCGACGUUGAAAGCCCCGAGACAAUGAACUCUGAGGCAAUGACCUCUGAAACAGUCAACUCUGAAACAGUCAACUCUGAAACAGUCAACGCUGAAACAGUCAACGCUGAAACAGUCAACGCUGAAACAGUGACACCAGACACAAUGACCCCUGAGACAGGGAACCCCAUGAUGGCGAACCCGGUGGUGGUGGCGGUAAAUCCCGAGGUGCCGCCGGAGACAAUCUCGAAGGCGGAAGUGGCUGUGUUUAGCCAACUGAUGAGGCGACUGGCUGACCUGGAGCUGGACGCAACUCAGCCUGAGGCCUGCGAGAACAUCAUUAGCGAAAUCUUCGGAAGGCGACGGGCCGAGCAGCUCGCAUUAGAAACCGGCGAGGAUGAGGUAGCCGUGGUUUAUUCCGGCUGCCUAGAACCCGAGGAGAUUCGGACCCAUCUAAGGUACGCCUCCGCAGAAUGGAGACCUUUGUUCCCAGCGAAGCCGGUGGCAAAUAGCACCGCUACCGAUGGAAUUACCGAAUACGGACCAAAUGAAACGGGCGGAAACAUAAUCAGUAGAGCCCUCGCAGGCUUCAACCGUCACUGCACCCUGCGAUGGCGACUUGCCGGCGUCGGCUGUGCCCUGGGGACGAUCUUCUUGGUCGCCACCGCCGUCUCGAAAAACAGCGGAGACAGAACCUCUGCCAUUUCCAAUGACAUGUUGACCACCAUAGGCAUGAACAACACCACACAAGGCAUGGACAAUGGAGCCGUUACUUCAGUUGUGACAAAACUCCCUUCACUAGUUAACAGGGCGCCCGAUAUUAUUUCGAUGACUGAAACUACCACACAUGAAACUCCGUCCACUUUAGGACGGGCCUACCAAGAUCUCAACAGGGCAAUCAGUUCUCUAUUUACAAAUGCUACCGACUCUCCUACUUCCUCAUUCUCGAUGACAGCCGAACAUUCGACGGACCCUACAGUCGGUGGUCACGUCACUAAUGCCACCGAGCCUGCGACCAGCUCUACCACGCAGAGCACAACACAGCUCGUCACAAACCCGAAAGCAGUGAGCGAAUGGGUAGCCUCGCAAGGAACGACGGGUGGUAGCCUCGUCACUAACGCCACAGAGUCUGAGACCGCAUACGUCUCCAAGGACACUUCGACUACGGAUCCCACGUCCCUCGCGACCCAAUCUACUAAGCAGAGCACCACAACAAAGAGCACAACAAAGAGCACAACAAAGAGCACAACACCGCUCAGCACAACUGCUAAGAGCACAUCCCCGAAAGCAGUGAGCGAAUGGGUAGCCUCGCAAGGAACGACGGGUGGUAGCCUCGUCACUAACGCCACAAAGUCUGAGACCGCAUACGUCUCCAAGGACACUUCGACUACGGAUCCCACGUUCCUCGCGACCGAAUCUACUAAGCAGAGCACCACAACAAAGGGCACAACAAAGAGCACAACUACGAGCACAACACCGCUCAGCACAACUACGAAGAAACCAACCCCGAAAGCGGGGAUUAAGCCGUCGAUUGCCCACUUCUCGAAUGGUAUGCAGACUGCUACCAGCCCGCAAAGAUCUUGA